GGAAAUGAAAGGGAGGUGAAAAGAGUAGCGACCUGAGGAGCAGACCUGGCAGAUUACAAAUAGAGAACAAGAAAGCCUGCAAAUAAAAAUGAAGAAGAGAGAAAAUUAGCUGAAAUCUGUCAGAAAAGAAACAAAUUCUAACAUGAGAAAAAAAGAAUUCUAACAUGAGAAACAGAAAAGAAGAAUGAAAGUAGAAGCGUGACAGAGGAAAAACGACAGCAAAGAUGACUGAAGGAAAACCAAUAUCCAAAAGUUCUUCUGUGCUUCAUUCCAUGCUAAUCAAACUGAAGGCUAACGAGAAGGUCCAUUCUUCUAGCCGACAAACAUCCAAAUUCUACACCUACACAAAUGACACAGAUCAGAAUGAAGGUGAAGAUACUGCAGCCUCACCCAAAUUGGAGUCAACUUUUGAAGAACAAAAUAAUUUGGACACCACGGCCAAGGCUGAUAGUGCUGAGAGCACUGACAGAAAUGCUGCCGAUGAAGAUUCAGAAACAUUUACUCUGGAAUCUCAACUCCACAAAUCUUCUCCAGUCAUCUAUUCCAGAGUGGAGAGAAGGAAACGUGCUUCUGACCUUCUGACAAAAGAGGUGGAAGAAGAUCCAUCGUCCAAUAAGAGUCAACCUGAGUUGGAGAAAGUCACAGAGGAGUCAGAGCUAAAGGAGGACAUCUCUGGAUCCUCUUCUCCCUUAAAUGAGUCCCAACCCAUCAAACGCCUUGCUUCCUUUAACAGGGAAAGAAAAACUGAGGACCCAGAACCAUCAAACAAGGACAUUCAUGCAUCUAAGCAAAGUUUGGGUACUAUCUCUAGCAAGGCUUUAGAAAAUCCAAACUGCAAGGAAACACGAUCUGCUUCUGAUCCAGUAAAGAUGAGCAAAAGAAAUAACAGAACUUUGUCAGACCCAGGCAGACACUACAGGGCAGAUAUGGACCAACUCACCACAGAUCUAGAACAAGUGAAUUCGACUACACAACAGAUGACUGUGAUAAAGGCAGAGUCACCAGGUACACCAGAGACAACAGAGGGUGACAGCUUAAAGGUGAAGAAGAAGAAAAAGAACAUUGCACAAAAACUGAAAGCAAAGUUUAGGGAGAAAAGCAGUCAUGACAAAAGCAGAGGCACCAGUAGCUUUUACUGUGAUGAAGACAUAACACAAUCUGAUAUUUCAAUAGAGGAAGCAGAGUCACCAACUCCUAAAGAGGAAAACUCCACAAAAAUGAAGCUCAUGUUAAACAGGACAUGUACACUACGAGACUUCAAACUCAACUUGGAGCCCAUCAGCUUGAUGGAUGAACUCUUUACAGGAGAUGAAUGGACGAAGUUCCUUCCUGUUAAAGAAAAACAGAUCCAAGAAGAAACCACUGACCAAUCACAGACAGAGAGCUCCUGUCAGUCAAAUGAAACCCAGUCUGACAAUUCAGUCAUAAUACAGAACCAUCAACCAUCAGAAGACAAAAAUCAAAGUCAGUCAGAGGCGGAUCAGACUAGUGUUAGUGACAGAGCUCUGGAUGAGGUCAGAGAGGUGCAGCCAAGACCAACUCCAAACAAACCCAUUUACGCUGUUCAUAAAUCACUGAUCUCUAACGGUGCAGUGAAACAAAAGAAAUGUGAAUUACCACAAUAUGAACAUUCUACUGACGAUGACGUUUAUGACUUUGUGGAGGUAUAUAUGCUUCCUAAAAACAACGCAGUGGUAAAAGAUCUGCCUCUAGAUCUGCCAGACAUUGAGUCAAUAGGAGUAUUAGACAAUUCUGCACUGAAGAAUCGAAUCAACCUGAACAAAAAUAGAAAGCAUCGACCACCAAAAAAGAAGAAAAAGGAGACAUCAGACAUGAGACGUACUUCCACAUUCUACACACCCGUCGUGGACAAUUCUACUAAUAUGGACGUUCCUCGUCUUCGAAGUUAUUCUACAUCCUCAUCCUACCCUCCACGAAAGACUGUGACCACUUCACCUUCUUCCUCCUAUAAAAACUCUGUGUUUUAUCCCGUCCUAAAACCAACACCGUCCUGUGACACUGAUGUUUCUCCAGCAGCUGAUGAUGAGAAGCAGAAAGCCAAAGAGAAAUCUGAGAAACCAAAGCUGUGGAAGGUGAAGAAUUAAAUUAAUGAAGAAGACAGCUGCUUUACCUCAAACCUGGAAAUGAAGCCCAUCACUUUUGAUCUGUACAUUUAAAUAUAGACAUAGAACUGUCACCUGCAUAUAAGACUAAGACACAGUUUAUAAGAUAACUAAAUAAACUGAAGCAAGUGCUCUGAUCAUU
Messenger RNA from Astyanax mexicanus (Mexican tetra), 2265 nucleotides. Its product is annotated as titin homolog. The transcript is spliced from 7 exons. The coding region runs from base 225 to 2105 and encodes 626 amino acids. NCBI's taxonomy places the organism in Eukaryota, Metazoa, Chordata, Actinopteri, Characiformes, Acestrorhamphidae. The record is from RefSeq and is a predicted model, not a curated record.